Molecule: messenger RNA, 2371 nt
Organism: Zea mays
Lineage: Eukaryota; Viridiplantae; Streptophyta; Magnoliopsida; Poales; Poaceae
Product: serine/threonine-protein kinase Nek3
Exons: 15
Coding region: 278-1999 (573 amino acids)
Biological process (GO): protein phosphorylation
Molecular function (GO): ATP binding; protein serine/threonine kinase activity
Source: RefSeq, a predicted model, not a curated record
UGUGCAGUGCGUUGUGUGUGCUUGGCUCCCACCACUUUCUCUCUCUGCACUUUGAAAACUUCGAAAGCCUCUGGCAAGCUAAGCACGGACAGCCCUCCGUUUUCGUUGUCGGCAUGUCAACCCUCUCCUCCUCCUCUUUCUCCCGUGCACUCCAUCAGCAGUGCUUCCUCGCUCUAAAAAUGGGAGCCGGGCACUGAGGCGGAAGAGCAAGGCGCCCUUCAUCCAUUAGCCAGCCAAGGUGAUUUCUGAGCCAGCCAGGAGCUUGACAGUCACAGGGAUGGAGCAGUACGAGGUGCUGGAGCAGAUUGGGAAGGGUUCGUUCGGCUCGGCGCUCCUGGUGAGGCACAAGGCUGAGAGGAAAAGGUAUGUCUUGAAGAAGAUCCGCCUCGCACGCCAGACCGACCGGUGCCGCCGAUCAGCACACCAGGAGAUGGAGCUCAUCGCAAAAGUAAGGAAUCCUUACAUUGUGGAAUACAAAGAUGCUUGGGUGGAGAAGGGUUGCUACGUGUGUAUUGUCAUUGGUUACUGCGAGGGAGGGGACAUGUCAGAGGCCAUUAAGAAGGCUAACAGUAACCAUUUCUCAGAAGAGAAACUUUGUGUGUGGCUUGUGCAGCUCCUGACGGCACUUGAUUACUUGCAUGCCAAUCAUAUCCUUCAUCGUGAUGUUAAGUGCUCAAACAUAUUUCUCACAAAGGAUCAAAACAUAAGGCUUGGUGAUUUUGGUCUUGCUAAAGUCUUAACUUCUGAUGAUUUAGCUUGUUCAGUUGUGGGAACUCCAAGUUACAUGUGCCCUGAACUUCUUGCUGACAUUCCAUAUGGUUCCAAGUCUGACAUAUGGUCCCUCGGCUGCUGCAUCUAUGAGAUGGCUGCUUUCAAGCCUCCAUUCAAAGCAUUUGAUAUGCAAGCACUGAUAAAUAAGAUUAACAAGUCUGCUGUACCUCCUCUACCAACGAUGUACUCUGGUGCAUUUAGGGGACUCGUCAAAAGCAUGCUGCGCAAAAGUCCAGAUCAUAGACCAAGAGCUGCAGAACUGCUUAAGCAUCCACACCUUCAGCCAUACGUGUUUGAACUCCAAUUGAAAUCCACUCCUCGCAAUUUGUUCUCUGCUAAGCUUCCUACCAGAUACGUCACAAAUAAGGCUGCGGUUUCUGAUGCCGAAGACAAUUGUCCACCAAAAUACAGCAAGAGCCAUUCAUUUAAAUUGGACAGGCAUGGUCGUCCUGGUUCUACAACUCGGAAAGACUGUCCAGAACUAAGUGAACAAAUGGAGGGAUUGUCAGUCCAAGUCACCAAGAAUGUUAAUGAUGAACUGAUACAUGAGAAGUAUCCAAAAGUUACAACGUCUCCUGCACCUACUCCGAGAAGAGCUUCAUCGACACCAAGACGACGACUAGAAGCUUCAAAGACAUUUCAUGCUAGAACAGCACAUAAGGAGCAAUCUCAAAGGUCAAGGUCUUCAGCAAACCAAGCGAGUCAAGCACGGAGAGAAUCACUCCCCAUGCGUAUGAUCAAAACUCCUGAUAAGAGGCAGGCCACUGACAUUCUCACUAGAUUGAAAUCUCCUGACGUUUCAGUAAACUCUCCUCGAAUAGACAGAAUUGCUGAAUUCCCACUGGCAUCCUUUGAAACCCCAUUACAUCGCAUCACAAAGCUCACAUCGCCAUCUAUCAUUGACCAAUAUAUUACCAAGGACAAGUGCACUUUCCAAGUGCUCCGAAGCGAUAGCGAAAACUACACUGACUCUCCUGACGUCGACCUUCUUGGUUCUGACAAUUCACCUAGGAGUUCAUCGAAUUUGAGGCAGAGGAGGUUUGACACGAGGUCUUACCAGCAGAGAGCUGAGGCUCUAGAGGGAUUGCUUGAGUUCAGUGCUCAAUUGCUACAGCAGGAGAGGUUUGAGGAGUUGGGGAUCUUGCUGAAGCCAUUUGGACCCGGUAAGGCAUCUCCAAGAGAGACAGCCAUAUGGUUGUCAAGGAGUUUGAAAGAAACUGGAUUAUAACCAGCGGCCUGUAAGUGCAACACUAAACCUGCAAUGACUUUGUAUCUUCACAAGCUUCAACCUACCCUGUACAGUUACAGUAUUGUGAUUUUUUCACUUGACUGGUCUGGUCUUAGUGGAACACUGCAACAUGUUGACAUGGUUAGUUCGGCAAUCAUCUGCUUUCUGUAAACCUGUAAUAACAUGCUUGAGAAUUUACCAAUCAGAUGAAAAAUAGCUUAGAUGCCUGUGAAUUUGUAUCUUGAAAUCAUGUAAAUCAGCAAGAGUUGACAUUUGGAGAGCCCCUUUCUAUGACGCAGCUUGAUAUCGUUCAUUGUCAUUGCAUUUUGUACUUUUCUUCAGGUCAUGAAAACAAUGAAGUGUUCAUGGUCC